Messenger RNA from Phalacrocorax carbo (great cormorant), 1626 nucleotides. Lineage: Eukaryota; Metazoa; Chordata; Aves; Suliformes; Phalacrocoracidae. The record is from RefSeq and is a predicted model, not a curated record.
GGGGGGGGGUGGGAAGAUGGCGGAGGCUUCACCACAGCCGGGACGGUUUUUCUGCCACUGCUGCUCGGCCGAGAUCGCCCCACGCCUGCCCGACUACAUUUGCCCACGGUGUGAAUCUGGUUUUAUUGAAGAACUUCCUGAAGAGCCAAGGAACGCUGACAAUGAGACCAGCUCCUCUACAUCAACCAGCGAUCAGAGCAGGCAUCCUUUUGAGAAUGUGGAUCAGCACUUAUUCACCUUGCCACAGGGCUAUGGCCAAUUUGCCUUUGGGAUCUUUGAUGACAGCUUUGAGUUUCCAUUUGGGUCCAAUGCGCAGUCGGAAGACAACAGGGACUCUGAGAACCGGAGGGAGCGAGAGCACCAGUCUCGGCAUCGAUACGGUGCAAGGCAGCCCCGAGCCCGCCUCGCCACACGCCGUGCCGCUGGCAGGCACGAGGGAGUUCCCACGCUGGAAGGAAUUAUCCAGCAGCUGGUCAAUGGGAUUAUUGCACCUACAACAAUACCAAACCUAGGACUAGGUCCCUGGGGAGUCUUGCAUUCAAAUCCAAUGGACUACGCGUGGGGUGCCAACGGCUUGGAUGCAAUUAUUACGCAGUUACUAAAUCAGUUUGAAAACACUGGACCGCCGCCAGCAGACAAAGAAAAGAUCCAGGCCCUCCCCACCAUACAGAUUGCACAGGAACACGUAGAUUCUGGGUUAGAGUGCCCUGUGUGUAAAGAAGACUAUACAGUUGGUGAAAAUGUCCGACAGUUACCUUGCAAUCACCUAUUCCACAACAGCUGUAUAGUCCCUUGGCUGGAACAGCAUGACACGUGUCCUGUGUGCCGGAAAAGCUUAAGUGGACAAAACACUGCCACAAACCCCCCAGGACUCACGGGGAUGAACUUCUCCUCAUCCUCCUCCUCCUCUUCCUCCAGCUCACCAAGUAACGAAAACUCAUCGAACAACUCAUGAAUCUUAAUCCAACCCUCUGUCCCCGGGCCCUGUCCAUUGUCCUUCCUCCCCCCCCAGCCAACGUAAGCAACAAAAGGGGCUUCCAGAGCAGAGCGAGGGGAGGGUAGCAAGGGGGAAGCAGCCCCCCCCAGAAUUCCCUUUUGAGCUCCGAAGACACGGAGACUCUGGGUCCUUCAGAGAUGAGAAGCCUCAAGUUCUGUGAUGGGGGGAAAAGAGCUCCGUCUUUUAAUAAAAACAUCCAUUUGCCGUGUGGACUUUUAACCAUUGCAGUGAAGGGCUGCUGCGCUCCACAGAAGGGAAACCUGAGGCGCUGAGCUAGCGGUUGCAAUUCUGAAGGGCAAGGUUGUGUUUGUAUGGUUUUGAAUUUGAGAUUCCUUUAUUUCUGUUGCUCCUCCUCCCCUUGGGUACUAUCUCUUCUGCUUUGGAGGUUGAAGUCUUUGAAAUGAAAGCGUAAUGAUACUGCCUCCCUCCCAGGAUCUCCAGCUGGGCAGGGCCAAUAGUCGUCACUGAAAAAAAUGAACUCUUGAAAUAGACCCCAUUAUCCCUCCCCUCCCCCUCUCAAGUCCCAUUUAUUUUUCUUUAUAACCUCACCCUUCUGAUACUCAACACUGAAAGGGUUUUUAUAAUUUUAAAUUAUUACUGCUGUUAAAUAAAUGGACGUUUCAGCUCAA